Molecule: messenger RNA, 1471 nt
Organism: Bactrocera tryoni
Lineage: Eukaryota; Metazoa; Arthropoda; Insecta; Diptera; Tephritidae
Exons: 2
Coding region: 3-1232 (409 amino acids)
Source: RefSeq, a predicted model, not a curated record
AGAUGAGCAGCGCAAGAAGCUCAGUAUCAGUCAGUGUGUCUUCACAAUUCACACAUCACAAUUCACAGCAGAAUACCGCAAGUGAGAAAAGAUUGGAAAUGUUGGCGCAAAGAUUAUUCGUUGUAAUGAUAGGCUUGCUUGUAACGGAGUUAGCGGCAGCGCAUCCUCUAUGGUCAUUUAGUCCUUUGUUUGUCUCGGCGGAAGAUGAGGGAAUUGUAAGGGACAUUAAGUAUGCGGAUCAGUUGCACUCUUCGGAGGAAGUGACAACUAAAACGUGUGACAAUUUAUGCGCUACAAUUAGGUUGACUAACACACCACCAAAUAUUUUGGAAAAGGCUUAUAGAAUAUUCGCUGAAGUUUUGGUGCGCGACUCAAGGACAGUCAGUUCAACCAAAUUGAGAGAAGUGAAAGCGAUGUACGAGUAUAGCGACAAAGAAACGACCAUCGCCCAUUUCUUCCUUAUGCGAAAAAAUUUCGGUACAGUCAAUAUCACGUGGGAAGGCAAAGCAAUGUACAAUGCUAUAAGAGAAAUAGCCGCCAAUAUCUUUAAUUCCAAUAAGAUCGAAAACAAACCGGCUUGGUUGGAUCAAAUGAUUGCAGGCGUCGUCUGUAGUGUGCUAAGAGCUCAAGAACAGGGAGUUGCAGAUAAUUUGGUUGAUCAGAUCACAUUCGAAAAAGAAAUUAGCGAGCACUUCGAUGUGUUUACGCGAUUUUGGCUGGAUUACCCGAAAUCUAAGAGAGCACAGUAUAAAAUCUACACCACAAGUGCACCAAUAAGGCAAAAGAAACAAGCAAUUGAAGAGAUUUCAUGUGUAAUUCCAGCAUUUGAGAUUGCCGUAACAUCAGCCAAUACCGCCUACCGCGCAUUUGCUGUGAUUCUCGUACGUGAUUCGGCAACAGUCGUUGAAAGCAAAUUGAAAGCGAAUCCCGUGAAUAGAAAAGAAAAAAUCGAAUUGUCUGUAAUGUUGAUAAAUAUUGAAAGCUACGAGAUUUCUAAUGGAACUAUGCAAGGAAAACUUAUGCACCAGAAGCUGCGAAGAAUCAAUCAAGAAAUGGAUGAAGAAAUGGAUGACGAAGACUCAACCUGGCUAAGGGAUAUUGUCGAUAGGAUUUUUUGUCUUGCACAAAAAGUGCACACAGAAACUGAUUUCAAGUUGUUAGUUGGCAAUACCACAAUGACAGACGUAAUUAAAGAACACUUUGAUGUCUUUAAACAAUUUUGGCUGAAUUAGAGAGCUUCGAUACUUGUCUUAUGGUAUAGCGUGGAAUAAUGAUUUCCGAGCAGCUAAAUUAUGAUGUGCUUUUGCGGUUAUGCUGUUGUGGUACAAAAAUAAGUUAUUUAUUUAUUUUUUUGUGCAAACUAAUUGAUAUAUUUUAAAUUUAGAGCAAGCAAAUAAUGUUUGUGUUUGUAAGUAAUUAUUUAUUUCAUCAAUAAAUUAUGUUUUAAUCAGAAAUUUUGGAAUCUCUUAUA